AUGGCAGGUGUUCGAUCAUCGACUGCAAUGGCUGAGAAGGUGUCCUGGUACUGUGCUUUGCUUUUGGCACUAAUGCUGGCCCUGAGCUGCUGUGACUCAACUGAAAGCGAAUACAUGGUGCCGGUGAACUGGAAUGACCUGAAUAGGCCAUGUGAUGAGAUUUAUGUGGUUCGAGAGGGAGAGACUCUGCAUACUAUCAGUGAAAAGUGUGGGGAUCAAUAUAUUGUUGAAGAGAAUCCACAUAUCCAUGAGCCGGAUGACGUUUUUCCUGGGUCUAAAGGUUCAACUGUUGAACUUAUGUCUUUGGACAGGUUUCUAUUUUAUGUCACUUGCUAUUCAUUCUCUCUAAGGAGAGAAAAUGUUUCAAGUACAGGGAUUUCUCUGCCUUGA
Messenger RNA from Ilex paraguariensis (yerba mate), 390 nucleotides. Lineage: Eukaryota; Viridiplantae; Streptophyta; Magnoliopsida; Aquifoliales; Aquifoliaceae. The record is from the annotation of a GenBank genome assembly.